GCACAAACAACUUCAAGUUCAUGGUUCAAGGCUUCCAAGUUUCAACUCCAUUGGAAGUUAUUACGAGAGGAGAGAAUAUGCUCGCUUUAAAAUACCUCGUUAGAUAACACAAAUGACGCCAACCUGCUUUCACAAGAUAUUUCUCACCGCAAAGCUUAUUCUAAGCUCUUCGAUUCCAUACCUACUACUACCCAUCUAUGUACCAUGGUCGUUUUCUUUACGGUAUCCCCGAAUGUGAGGUCACUGAGGUGCACAUAUGAAGUACUUGCUUGACCUUCAAUGUUCCUCCAUUGCAAUAUUUUACGAGAAUCUACUUCUCUUUUCCCACAUUUCCGCGGGGUAACCUCCGGAUGUCUCUCUCGGCUCCCCUUUCUUCUAGGAAGAGAGGCUUGCUGAAAAUAACGGCUGGCAACAUGACUCUUGUGUUCAGUAGACACGUGUUCCCAGUCUCAUCCUUACUAAUGCAGACUUCUCUACAGUAAGACAAAUGCCGCGAGCAAGUGCAUCAAUUGAUGUCCUGGCGUGCGCGUUGUGCUGCAGGUACCUGCUAUCUACCUAUAUGUCUACCCUAUUGGGAUACCGAGUAACAGCCUCGCAGCCCGAUGUGUACUACAUACCCAAGUCUUAUACAUACAUAGUAGCGUAUGCUAUACAUAUCUCCUUGUUACUAGGUUACAAGACAAGGAUUGUCAGCCUCAAUCAUUCAAGCAACAACUUUGGCUAGGCAUAGGAGUGAUCUCUACUACCCUUUUGAGUGGCCUUCUCUGCAAGUUGCUCGUUUUUUAUUCGUCCUAACCUGAGAUGGUGGUCAGACACAGGUACUGUCACCGCUAGAUGUUCUCCUAUUGUUGUCAUCUUUAUCACUCGCCGUUUAUUCUCUAUGUAAGAUCGAGUCAUACUAGUUAUUUAUCCUAUAGUUGUGGUGAAAGAAAGCAAAAGAACACCAUCUGUAGACUUGUUACGCCGAGCCUCCUCCCCCCCUCCCCAAGAAAACCCCACCGCCCAUAGAAAAUGACGGAAGAAAUAACGUGCAUGAAGGAAAGCCUCAUUGGCGAAUCAAAUGGCUUGGAAUCAUCAGCGUUGUUGGUGGGGCCUUUGGAAACCCCC
Molecule: messenger RNA, 1107 nt
Organism: Hypoxylon fragiforme
Lineage: Eukaryota; Fungi; Ascomycota; Sordariomycetes; Xylariales; Hypoxylaceae
Exons: 1
Coding region: 488-724 (78 amino acids)
Source: RefSeq, a predicted model, not a curated record